AAAAAAUCUUGCCUUUUCAGUUGUUCUCUUCUUUCCUACCGCACCUCGUUGUUGUUGCCAAUUCAACAAUAUGGACCAUGACGCCAUUCCCACGUCGGUUAUUCAGGACGACGAACAACACACGAUGCACUAUGCCCAGUCAUUGCCGUAUGUCCGUCUUUUAGACGGGGAAGCCGAUCAAUGGCUUGGAGAUAUUUGCAACAACUUGGCUCUCUGCGUCAAGGCCCAGGAUUACUCGGUGGGAACGCUGGCCUGGGUGAAACGAUUGGGACUUUAUCUAGACAUGAAACAUGCUUUACCAAGAGCGCUGCGAGCUCAUCUCGCGAAAUUGCUGUAUGCAUUGACCAUUACCCCCGGCAUGGAUACCGUACUCGUGGAAACAUGGGCAAAUACUUGUGUCCGCCUGAUAAGGUGGGUUCACUCAAUAAUCUGUCCGGCAUGGCCCACAUCCUAACAUUGGUGCUUUAGAAAACCAAAACGUCUGGGUCCUGAAGAUCUGACAUUACCUUGGAAACCCCUGUAUCAGCUGAUUCAUAAAGCGAUCUUUCCGAAAUCAAGACAAAGGACGCUCAUUUCAGUAUC
Molecule: messenger RNA, 582 nt
Organism: Radiomyces spectabilis
Lineage: Eukaryota; Fungi; Mucoromycota; Mucoromycetes; Mucorales; Radiomycetaceae
Exons: 2
Coding region: 71-454 (127 amino acids)
Source: RefSeq, a predicted model, not a curated record